Molecule: messenger RNA, 1023 nt
Organism: Saprolegnia parasitica CBS 223.65
Lineage: Eukaryota; Oomycota; Saprolegniomycetes; Saprolegniales; Saprolegniaceae
Exons: 3
Coding region: 26-997 (323 amino acids)
Biological process (GO): steroid biosynthetic process
Molecular function (GO): 3-beta-hydroxy-Delta5-steroid dehydrogenase (NAD+) activity
Source: RefSeq, a predicted model, not a curated record
CAGGGAACACGAGUUUGCACUUGUCAUGACUGCGACCGUGUGCGUGACGGGCGGCGCCGGCUUCCUCGGCUCGUACGUUGUCAAGCGCCUUCUCGAGAAGGGUUACCGCGUCAAGGCGACCGUACGCGACCCCACGAAUGCGGCCAAGGUCGCCCACCUUCGCGCCCUGCCCGGCGCCAGCGACCGGCUCGAGCUUUUCGCCGCCGACCUGCUGCAGCCAGGUGCCUUUGACAAGGUUGUCGAAGGUUGCGCCGGUGUCUUUCACACGGCGUCGCCCGUGCAGCUCAAGGCCUCUCGGGAUGCGCUGGUUGCGCCGGCGGUGCACGGCACACUCAACGUCCUCACGUCGUGCGCUCGCGUGCCAAGCAUCCGCCGCGUCGUCCUCACGUCGUCGGUCUCGGCCGUCUACAUGCACUGCGGCACCAAGUCGCCCGACCACAUUUUUACCGAAGCCGACUGGAGCCCGAAGGACCGACUGGAAGCCAAUGCAAUGUGGUACCCGCUGAGCAAGACGCUGGCCGAGGAGGCAGCCAUGACCUUUGUCCAGACGCAGCGGCCGGCGUUCGACCUCGUGACCAUGUGUCCUGCGUGGAUCUUUGGUCCGAUGCUCCCACCGAGCAUGAACGAGAGCAGCGAAAUUGUGCGCAGCUUCUUUGGCGCACACGUCGUUGGCCACUUGGUGCGCAACGUCGUUGACGUCCGGACGGUGGCCGACGCCCAUAUCGCUGGAUUUGAAAACACGAAGGCGCAAGGUCGGUAUCUCUUGAUCGCGCACUCGUCCACGGAGCAAGAGCUCUGCGAUGGGCUUCGUGUUGCACUGCCGACCCUCGCCCACCAAUUGCCAACCACGCGCGUGCCCGACGCGCAGAUGCCACAGGUGCGCUUCGACUGCAGCAAAGCUGUGGACGACCUCGGUCUGCGCUUCUUGUCGCUGCAAGAAACGCUCGGAGCAACGUGCGCGACCAUGCUCCAGCACGGCUUUCUCAACCCUAAAUAGCAUGAUCAAUGAUGCUCUGCCACUGA